GUCAAAUUAACAUUUUUUUUUCUCAAUGUGUUAAUGUAAAUAUUACGCGGAGAGGCGUUCACGCGAACGCGACGUCUCUGCCGCUCGUCUCCGCCCGGAACAAAAAUUCACUGUCAGCCACCCCCCACACGCGCGCGUCCCGCGUCGCAUAUUACGCGUCUACUAGCUUUAUGCCAAACUAGAGCGCGCCGUGCUAAAGAUAGGUCGUUGCAGCGGCGGGAAUCAUCGGGUGUGCAAUGCACACCAAUGCACACCGUGUGCGUCCAUUACCGGCGCAUGCAGGGAGCAAGGGCGACCUUGGCCUUACGCGCGCUUAUAUAACGAGGAAGCGGCAGAUUCGCGAGCUCAGUCGCAUUUCGACGCGGGCCGAACGGAACGCGCAAUUUCCGGAUGCAUUUCUUUUUCUCCCCCUCCCCCGCGUUUCUAUAUCGAUCGCGAUACGAGUCAUUAGAACGCUCUUCGCGCUUUUCGCAAGAGAACAUUACUGCCGAUGUACUGCUAGGACGUUUCCAUCAUCGAUUUUCACGCGCCAACGCGCAGAAACGUUUUCCUUUUUUGCUCGGGUGCAAAAAAAAAACCGCUCGAUUAAAGAGCGGCUGUUUUUUUUUUCGCGUAAUUAAAAGAGCCGUCGCUUAGAGUUAAAAACCGCGGUUCGAUUUUUUCUCCCCUCGCCGCGAGAUCACCGGGUUUCGUUCCGUCGCGAUCGCGAACGGUCGGAAACUUCCACGAGGUCGUUACUGAAAAUGCGAACGACACACACGUGUUGUUGGUAGCCGCGCGAUCGGAAAAAUAUAAGUGCCAUUAAAGGAGCGCGCGCGCGCCGCUCCGACUGAUCGGCUGACCGGCGCGCGGCGGUGGGGAGGAUCUCGCCUGCCGUCGGGAAAAUCAGCGUCUCUUCUUGGCAGAAACGGCGUGUUUAGGCCCGUGGGUGGCGGCGGUGGCGGCAGACCUCGCCGUGGCUCUUCCGCUUUUUUGACAGAUGCGAGCGUCAGUGCCGCGCGACGCGUCGCAGUGCCCAUCGAGUGGCGUCGUGGUCGAGGUCGAGGAACAUUGUUUACGCGGUGCCACGCUCGUCUGCGAUAUCAAGAGAUAUUAGUUUGCUUCGCAUGAUUCUAGGACUGAAACGAUUCCAAGCCACAGAGUGAGAGGGCGAGAUUACGCAAUAUCAAUACGAGUUUUCAGGUGACCCACUGGCGACCGCGAUCACGAGGAAGGAUGGCCAUCAAUUCAUUAUUACUGCUUUGGGCGUUGGUCGGCCUAAUUGGCCGAGUGCACGGCAAAUGCAGCUUAGCGCCGAUCGCCGACAACGAUCGGUCGAUCGCCUACGCGUGCAUCCACGGCGACCUGGGCGACCUCGACGAGCUCUCCAGCGAGACCGAGUGGAUCGAGUUCUCGGUGUCGCGCUUCCACGCGAUCCCCAACGACGCGUUCCGCCGAUUCCCGCAUCUGCGCCGCCUGUCCUUCUACAAUUGCCACAUAAACGCGAUCGAACCCGAGGCAUUUCGCGGCCUGCAACGGCUCGACUGGCUGAUAUUCCACGGCACGAGGAUCCACGCGGUGAGGGCCGCGUGGUUCCGUCACCUGCCGCACCUCAGACGACUGGUCCUGGACAGAUGCGGCCUGGUGCACGUCGAGCCCGACGUUUUUCGCAUGUUACCGCGACUGGAGACCCUGGACUUGCGCGACAAUGACCUCGAUUGUCUGUCGGUGGAGGAGCUGUCGCAUCUGACCGCGCUCAGGACCGUGCGCAUCGACGGUAACCCGUGGCUGUGCGAGUGCCGCAUCAGAAUGGACAAGUUCUUUCGCGAGAGAUCGAUCAUCCAGGAGAUAGAGUGCAGAUUUCGACCGAAGGUCUGCCUCAUGCGCCGAAAUCCACAGUGCAUGACACAGAUCGAAAUCCCGCUUCUGCCUCCGACGAUAACCAUCGAGCCGAUAGGAGGUGGUCUCCAGGAACGUCCCGGCCACCGUUUCCAGACGAGCGCGCUGACGUCGCUGGACCGUCUGCCAGACCGGACGACGUGGAUUCAGAUCACGGGGCUGCAGAUCGAACGUCUGCCCGCGUACGCGUUCUUCCGCUUCGGCAACAGCUUGCGCAGCCUGGAUCUGCGCGAUUGCUCGAUCGGCGCGAUCGAGCCGGGCGCGUUCGCCGGUCUGCAUCAGCUGCAACGGCUCACGCUCGUCGGCAACCGGCUGCCCGCGGUCGCCGCCCAUUGGUUCGGCGAUCUCGUCGCGCUCCGCCAAUUGGUGCUCGUGCGCAACGGCAUCGAGCGCGUCGAGCAUGGCGCGCUGCGCCCCCUCGCCGGCAGCCUGCAGCAGCUGGACCUGCGUUACAAUCGGCUGCGUUGCCUACCGUUGGACGAGCUGGCGCAUCUGCGGCACCUCGAGCGGCUCGAGAUCCUCGGUAACCCGUGGUACUGCGACUGCCGCAGGAAUCUGCAGAGUUACCUGACGAACCGCAACGUCGGCUUCGAGAUCGCCGGUCGCUGUUACGACACGGACGAAGUCCUUGAACCGGGCGACAGAUGGCAGCACCCGCACACCGACCUGACAACCUCGGUUGGCCAUGUGUAUUGGACCACUUUUGAUGACACUCUGAGCCAGAGAAACAUCACCGUGAUAAAGCCGAUCAUUGAAAUUCCCACAGAGAGACCGCCGGUCCACAGAGGUACCUGUGUUCGAGAUAAGACCAAAUUGUCGUUACAGAUUUACACUUGUAGCGGCAUCACCUCGCUCAGCGAAUUGGACGUCUUACCUCAGUCAGCCCACACCAUCCGCAUCGUCCUCUCGAAUCUGAAGACGAUCCCGACACGAGCGUUCAGCCGUUUCAACGGCUGGUUGUCCCGGCUGGAAUUACGCGACUCCGCUGUCGAGACAAUCGAGUAUCGCGCAUUUAUUGAUCUAUAUAAUUUGGAGCAGUUGUCGCUGCACGGCAAUCAGCUGAAAACGGUGACCCCCGAGGCGAUGGAAGGCCUGACGAAUCUGCAACAUCUGGACCUCUCGCGCAAUCACAUCUAUCGGAUUCCCAAUGAGUUAUUCAACACUCUGCCGCAUCUGCAUAGUCUUGACAUAUCCGAGAAUUAUAUGAAUUGCCUCGGCGUGGAAUACAUGGCGCGCAAGAUGCCGAAUCUGUUUUCCCUCAAGGUAUCGGGCAACCCGUGGAGUUGUCUGUGCGGUACCAAGCUGGCCAGCUUCCUGGACUCUCGCAGGAUACCGUACGAUCGCCACUCCUUGUUCGAGGUGAACGACGACUGUUACGUCACCGGAUUACCACCGACGCCUUCCACAACGGCGGUGUCCAUCCCGUGGACCACCACGACCGAGCCCCCCUCGUUCGGCCUCUACAACGAGACCCUCGAGGGCUCUUGCUUCAAGAUUAACGGGUCCACGGAACCACGGUAUCGUUGCGUGGGUGGUAAUCUGCUGUUGCUGAAGAACGUACCACGCGACGCCGUUUCCAUCGAAUUCCAAAAGGGUCAUUUGUCCGUCCUUCCGGUUAACUCUCUCUACGGUUUCCGAAACCUGCAGGAGCUAAUCAUCAGGAACUGCGGCCUGAGAACGAUUACGCCCGGUGCUUUCAGGGGUCUGGAUUCUUUGGAACGGCUCACCAUUCAGGAUAAUCCGCUGACGUCGGUCGAGGCUGACUGGUUCGAUAUAGAACGUCUCGAGCGGCUGGAUCUACGCGGCAACUCGAUCCGCUACAUUGCACCGGGCGCCUUCAGCAAGCUGCACAAGCUGGUCUAUCUGAACCUCGAGGGCAACGAUCUGCAGUGCAUUUUCACGAGCGAUUUUCAGAAUAUGCCGAAUCUACAUAUCGUCGAGUUUACCGGCAAUCCACUCAAGUGGCGCUGCCGCAUGGACCUGGAGCAGUUUCUUGAAACGCAAAAGAUCAAGUUCAUUAAGGUGGAGAACUCGUGCGAGGGCAAGAAGAUUAUGAGAAACCUUCUCUAUGAAAAUCGAACCGUUGAGCCGGAUUGUCCGCCAGAAUGCUCGACGGCAAGCAACGUAGAACUGGAAAAGAGCUUGACAUUAUUUUUGGCAUUUGCAUUAUUCUUUGCGGUACGGAUGCGUUAAUCGUUCAACGAAUAAAGGCAAAAGUUAUAAGGCCAGAAUGAAGAUUUUCGAAGACUCUGUCUUAUCAAUAGACGAGACAGUUUUACAAGUUUAUCCAUCGUUGGAUCAAAAAUCACGUUCGGAUGAUAAAUAACAAUGUUUCGAUAAAAUAUACAGAUAAGAGUGAUUUCGAUCAAUAGAUAGAUUUGAAAGCAAAGCUGCUUCUGCAGUAAGCAAGGAUUUGGUAUUGUUAAUGUUGUCAAUUCAAUGUGUUCAUAUAUCGCGAAAGCGCUUAUAACUAAUAAAUACAUAUAUUUAUUUUUGCGAAUGCAUAUAUAUUAAACUUAAACUUCGAAGUAACUAAUGUAUAAAUUAGAUAAUAUCGUACAUAGGACAACGCUUGUCGAUCUCUAGAUACUUCGUUAGAUUGCUUAGAUCGUUAGUACCUGUUUGUCGCACGCAGCACAAUUUACGGACGUCGUUGUCACAUCAGAUACAUCACGAUGGGAAUGGAAUCCCAAGUAUCGAUAAUUAAUUAUUUGCAAGACUUCAGAGUAACUUCGAUUAAAUUUUAAUUAACUUAAUUAACAUUUAAUAUUAAUAUAACUGACAAGAUUGCUUGAAAUUUUAAUUACAUAAUUUGUUAACUAAUUUAAUCUUUUUUUUCAUGUGUUAAACAAAACAUUAACAAUUCUGUUUGUAAUAAAAUAUAUUACAGAUAUAUUAUUUAUGAUAAAUUGAUUAACCAAGUUAAGCGAACAGAACUGCUUGAAGCAAAGUUUUUAACGAUAAAAAAUUAAUAAUUUUAUUUGUAUUAAUAAAAUAGAUUACUUAAUAAAUUGAUCAUCGAUUAAAUCUAUGAAAAAAUCUAUGAAAUCUUUUGAAAAAAUUACUUGAAAUAAAAAUUUUAAUUAUAUAAUUCGUUUCUUAAUUUAAUUCUCUUUUUAGGCGUUAAUUAUAAUAAUUUUAUCCAUUUAAUGAAUAAUUAAGUUAAUCAGAAUUUGAUUGAACUCUCAUAUUGCUGACAGAGAUCAUCAUUAUAAUAUAAACGAGGAAUUCAGAGGAAUGUGAACAAAAAAAGUUACAUUAGGCAUUGCAUUAUAUUAUAAUUAUAUGUCUACGGCAGCAAACAUUCACGUGCCAUAAAGAUUUGUACUAGUGCGACGCUAAAAGUACUUUUUACCUGUGUUCAUUUAUAAUAUUUAUAUUAAUAUAAAAGGAAUGAAUUGUACAUAAUAUAUUUACUGUCAAGAUUGUAACGACAUUUGCUACUAAAGAUGAGUCUUAAUAAAGAUUUAUUUUGUGCAAAAUUUA
Messenger RNA from Monomorium pharaonis (pharaoh ant), 5364 nucleotides. Its product is annotated as slit homolog 2 protein. The transcript is spliced from 6 exons. Bases 1216 to 4071 code for a protein of 951 amino acids. NCBI's taxonomy places the organism in Eukaryota, Metazoa, Arthropoda, Insecta, Hymenoptera, Formicidae. Gene Ontology annotation, cellular component: plasma membrane. The record is from RefSeq and is a predicted model, not a curated record. Gene Ontology annotation, molecular function: protein binding.